AUCCAAUGUAACUUAUAUGUAACUAUCAUUGGUUUGCGAUGGUGCGUGAGCGUUUAAAUGCCGUAGACGUGGCUGCUGUUGUUGGUAACCUUCGUAGUCAGAUUCUUGAUUAUAAUUUGGUUAACAUAUACGAUGUUACAAGUCGAGUUUAUGUAUUGAAGUUUUCCCGUAACGAGGACAAGCGUUUCGUUUUGUUUGAAAUCGGUCAUCGGAUUCAUACAACUCAAUUUUUGCGCACUACUGAUAAAUUACCUUCUAAUUUCAAUGUUAAGCUUCGUAAGCAUUUGCGUACUCGGAAGCUUCGCGGCAUAUAUCAGAUAGCUCAGGACAGGGUUGUUGACUUUACUUUUAGUUCCGGGGAGUAUGCUUAUCAUUUGAUAGUCCAAUUGUUUUUACCUGGCAAUGUCUAUUUAACUGACUAUUCGUAUAAGGUUUUAACGGUACUGCGUCCUCAGAAUGCUGGUGAUUCGUUUUUCCGCGUUGGUGAGACUUACGGCAUCCCUGAGGCCAGUGUACCAUGGAACAUUCCGGUAUCACCGGCUGUGAUUGAUGGGAUACUAUCCGGUAUGGGCCACGGCAAUGUUGACGCUUCUAAUUCUCAGAAGAAGGUCACCAAUUCUCGUGGGAAGCCAGAAACCGGCGAUAGUAGCAAACAGUCAAUCGUGAACGGAUCUGACCAAGGUGACUAUUUAGACAUAGGAUCGGAGUUCAAGGACCGGAGCGUCAGCAUGCUAUUGAAGUUGAUAUUCCCCAGUGUAACAUUACGCAUGAUGCGUUACGCCUUGGUAAAGGCCAUUGGGGCUGAUAUUUGCGAUUCCGAUGUAUCAGCUGUGGAAUCAAGUACUAUAUACACUGCCGUGGAGGCACUGAGAUCCACUUUGGAUUCACUAUCUAAUCCCGUGAAUCUUAACCUCGGUUACCUUUACAAGAAAGGCACUGAAUAUGAGGACUUUGGCUGCUUUGACUAUGGCGACGGUUGGGAGCGUUUUGAUGACUUUAACAUGGCUCUGGACGCCUACUUCACUAAAUCUGAGUUGCGCAAAAUCGAGCGCAAGGAGCAGCCAAAGAAGCCAAUAAAGUUGCAGAAGAUCAAAGAUGACCAGAACCGUCGUGAACUAGAGCGUGAGCGUGAGGUACAUCGCCUGGGUGUAUCCAUUGCUUUGGUUGAGGGGCAUCGUGACACCUUUGAUACGGUUCUAGACUUAAUGCGUAGUUUGGUUGCUUCUGGUGCCUCGUGGCAGGAGAUUACAGACCAAUUAUCUCGUCAGCGUGACUCUGGUCAUUUAUUGGCUAGGCACAUUCGCUCUGUUAACAUUCCCGACCGUCGUGUUGAUGUAUGUCUGCCCAAUGACGACCCUGGGUACUACACUAACGUUACAUCUAUGGGUGACAAACGCAACAAGCGUGGUUCUAAGAAGUCUCAAUCGAGUGAUCAAUUUGAUGACACCAGUGUAACCCUUGAUUACGGUUUAACAUGUUUUCAAAACCUUGAGAUAAUGUACUCUCAGAAGAAGCGUAUGGCGGAGAAGCUUGAGCGUACUCGUGCGGGUCACCAAUUUGCUUUGAAGCGUGUUGAUCGUGAGAAGGAGAAGCAGGUUAAAUCUCGUGGUGACCGCAACGUAUCACUGGUCAAGGUUCGUAAGCGCAUGUGGUUUGAGAAGUUUCACUGGUUUAUUACUAGUGAUGGCUUCCUAGUUCUUGGUGGUCGUGACUCUACGCAGAACGAGUUACUUGUUAAACGUUACUUGACCAAGGGUGAUCUUUAUUUUCAUGCUGACGUGCAUGGUGCUGCAAGUUGUAUACUAAAGAAUCCCAGUGGCAAUGCUGAAUCGUUUCCAAACACUAUAGACGAGGCUGCUUGUUUCUCUUUAUGUUUAAGUUCUGCCUGGAGUCAGAAAAUGGUAGUUCCUGCUUGGUGGGUACAUCACCACCAGGUAUCUCGUUCAGCACCUUCUGGUGAGUAUUUACCUCACGGUAGUUUCAUGAUUCGUGGUAAGAAGAACUACGUUCAGCCUCAGCGUCUUGAGAUGGCUAUUGGUGUGGUAUUCCACAUAGAAGUUCCGGAUAUUGAUGAAGAGGAAGUGGAGGCACCUGCUGGCCCCGAUACUGAGGAUGCACCUCAAGACGUUGAAUCCGAUGAGAGUGACGCAUCACUUACUGUUGAUGACCUCAUUGGGCAUGGUGAGGAACCCGUUGUUAACGAUGACGUCGUGAUGUCAGACGAAAGUCCAUCAAGUGACGAUGACAUGCUUGAAAAUAAGCGUGUGGUUAGGUUUAAUUUGGAUAACGACACUGAGCCAAAGGAGCGUGUUGGUAAUUUCCAUUUACUUCGUAAGGGUACUGGGUACCCCUGUACUGGGUUUAAUCCUGAUGACUUAGCUGAGAAGCUAUCUGCAUUAGGUCUCAUUGACCCUGAUGACACCGACUCACCUGAGAGCCACGUACGUUUCAUAGAGCCUGACAAGCCCAUUCACAUUCCUGAGGCCGUUGAACGUCUUCGCAAGCGUUUACCUACUGGUAUAAUAGCUCCUAAGAAACCUCGUGGUCCAUCUCGCUUAGCUCGUGUUAAGGCUGCUAAGGCUCGCAAGAAGUACGGUGACGACGAUGAGGAGAUUCAGCAGUUACGCUGUCAGCUAACUGGCUCAAGGCUGCUUAAGUCAGGUAUUGACACACCUGUUGUGGAGCCCGUGCCAGAAGAAUCCUUGCAGCCCAAGCCUGUAUUCCAACGUCAAGCAAUACAGCCAUUGGAUGAUCGUGAGUUGUCAUCGCAUAUGCGUCAGUUACGUGCGUUAUCAAAAUCACCUUCUGAGGGUGAUGUCAUCUUAAGUGCUAUUCCUAUGUGCGCUCCUUACGGUGCUUUGAAAUCACAUCCGUACCAUUUGAAAUUAGUUCCUGGUAACAAUAAGAAGGGUGCCAUUGCAUCUCAGGCACUGAGUCACUUUUUGAAGGUUGAUGAGUCGAAAUCUCCUUUUAUCAAGUUGAUAACUACGGAUCAAUUUGCUUUGACUUUGAUAGAGAACUGUAAGGUUCCCGGUCUUUCUGGAAAUUCCAAGCGUUAGGGUAGUUUAUGCUAAUUCAGACACUUUCGAUACUUAAUG
Babesia bovis T2Bo is the source of this 3098-nucleotide messenger RNA. Its product is annotated as Fibronectin-binding protein A N-terminus (FbpA) family protein. The record is from RefSeq and is a predicted model, not a curated record. Gene Ontology annotation, biological process: rescue of stalled cytosolic ribosome; ribosome-associated ubiquitin-dependent protein catabolic process. The transcript is spliced from 2 exons. Lineage: Eukaryota; Apicomplexa; Aconoidasida; Piroplasmida; Babesiidae. Gene Ontology annotation, molecular function: tRNA binding; ribosomal large subunit binding. Gene Ontology annotation, cellular component: RQC complex. The coding region runs from base 39 to 3059 and encodes 1006 amino acids.